AUGCCAACUUUGUGGAAACGGAUCGUGUUCUCCUUCGCUUCUAUACUCAACAUCGGUUCUGUGGUACUUCUGGUUGUGGCCCUCUCCACCGAGCGCUGGAUCACCGGGACCAUCUUGUGUCAGACAGGAGUGGAUCUGGUGAACGCGUCUAACCCAGAGCUCGAGCAGUUCACAGGAUACAUUUACUACGGGCUCUUUCAGGGCGGGAAAACGCGGAAAUGCGGGCUCGGGACACGACGCUCCAAAAUAUAUAUGUUCCCAAAGCUCAUUAAAAAAAUCAAUGGUGGACUUCACAUGAUCAUUAUCUUAUUCAUUUUCAUCGCUAUUGGCUUUGCAGUGGUCAGUUUAGCUUUCUGUAUAUAUAAUGCCAGAAAGGUUCCAUACCAAUCUAUCAAAGGACCUCUUGGCCUCUACCUCUGGAAUUUCAUUGCCGGUAAUGCAAUGGGUUUUGCAUGUUUCCUUGCAUCGGUUCAGUGCCAUCGGCUCACAGAACAUGUGGCCAACUACCGGGAGAGUCUAUUUAGCCUGGUGGUCAUUGAGGAGAGUCUUGGCUUCUCCUUCUGGUUAUGCGUUGCCAGUGCGAUUACACAUGGAGUAAAUAUUCUUGUAGUUGCCUCCAGUAAAAUUCACCUGCCUAAAAUACAAACUAAGAAACCAGAGGAACCCACAGCCACAGGCGAAGACUUCCUCUAUUAA
Messenger RNA from Xyrauchen texanus (razorback sucker), 696 nucleotides. It is a transcript of the gene clrn2, whose product is annotated as clarin 2. The transcript has 3 exons. Bases 1 to 696 code for a protein of 231 amino acids. Lineage: Eukaryota; Metazoa; Chordata; Actinopteri; Cypriniformes; Catostomidae. The record is from RefSeq and is a predicted model, not a curated record.